GCUAGGACCCAGCGGCCGCACUGACGCAGCAUCUGCGCUUUCAUCAGCUGCUGGUGUGUGGAGACCAGCGCCGGCAGUGGCAGCGGGGCCGAGUCCGUGUCCCGGCAGCGAGUCCGAGUCCGGACACUGGCAGCGGGGCCGAGUACCGUAUUUCCUUGUCGGCUACAACACAGUUGAGCCGGCCGCCGGGUCUGGGCCAGAAUAGUAGACAGACAGCGGACACCGGAGUUGGGCUGAGCACCGGAGACCGCGCUCCGGCAUGAGACCGGCUCUGAGCCCGGUGGCGCCCCCAGGCCCAAUUCCUCGGGGCGUCAACAAACGGCAGCAGCGGACCUCACACCCCAGCAGCGGCAGGAUGAGUGGGGAAGGGGGCAGUACUAAACCCCUGAAGGUGGGCUCCCGAGUGGAGGUAAUCGGCAAAGGGCAUCGCGGCACAGUGGCUUACGUGGGUGCCACCAUGUUUGCCUCCGGGAAGUGGGUCGGAGUGAUCCUGGACGACGCCAAGGGCAAAAACGAUGGCACUGUGCAGGGCAAGCGCUACUUCACAUGUGAGGACAACCGGGGCAUCUUUGUACGGCAGUCACAGAUCCAGGUUGUGGAGGAUGACACCACCUCACCUGACACUCCCCAGGAGCCAUCUGCUUCCAAGGUUCCCAAGCGAGAGAUUGCUGAGACACCUAAGAGCACAAAACUGCGUGGAGCAAAGCCGAAAAAGACUCCGGCCGCGAGAAAGCAACCCGUUCGACGCACUAAGCCUACACGCAAUGCAAGCUCGGCGGCCUCCAGUGUGGGCACGGCCUCAUCUGCCACCCCGUCACCGUCAGCCGGAGAGAUGAGCAGCAGCGAUCCAGGAACACCGGCACAGACCCCGCUGGCUGCCCCCGUCAUGCCCACGCCUGCCGGUCUGGUGUCCCCCGUUGCUCCCCCGCUGCUCUCUCCCAAGGAGGAAGAGGGUCUCCGGGCGCAGGUCAGAGACCUGGAGGAGAAGCUGGAGACACUGCGGAUGAAACGGAACGAGGACCGGGCCAAGCUGAAGGAAUUGGAGAAGAGCCGUAUCCAACUGGAACAGCUGCAGGAGUGGAAGCACAAGAUGCAGGAACAGCAGGCUGAGCUGCAGCGGCAGCUCAAGGAGGCUAAGAAGGUCGACACCCACCCAGGGCACAGGGGAGGGAGAGGGGCUGUGUGUGACGAGUGGACAGUGCAUACGAAAGACACCAGGCAGUAGUCAUUAAGGCACAUUAGCUUGUUUUUCUGAGGUACCAUGAAAAUAAUAGAGGACUUGAACAUUUCCUGAAUUGCCUUCCUCAAUUUUCCUUGUUACCUCUCAUACAUUCCUCCUAAACUGCCCUCCCAAUUCACUUGUUACCUCCAAUUAAUUCCUCCUAAACUGCCCUCUCAAUUAAUUCGUUAC
This is a messenger RNA of Mobula hypostoma (lesser devil ray), 1411 nucleotides long. Its product is annotated as dynactin subunit 1-like. Gene Ontology annotation, biological process: cytoplasmic microtubule organization; nuclear migration; establishment of mitotic spindle orientation. The transcript is spliced from 9 exons. The coding region runs from base 260 to 1225 and encodes 321 amino acids. Gene Ontology annotation, molecular function: microtubule plus-end binding. Gene Ontology annotation, cellular component: cytoplasm; nucleus; spindle pole. The record is from RefSeq and is a predicted model, not a curated record. Lineage: Eukaryota; Metazoa; Chordata; Chondrichthyes; Myliobatiformes; Myliobatidae.